This is a messenger RNA of Cottoperca gobio, 3727 nucleotides long. It is a transcript of the gene ccp110, whose product is annotated as centriolar coiled-coil protein 110. Gene Ontology annotation, cellular component: centriole. Bases 178 to 2700 code for a protein of 840 amino acids. The transcript is spliced from 14 exons. The record is from RefSeq and is a predicted model, not a curated record. NCBI's taxonomy places the organism in Eukaryota, Metazoa, Chordata, Actinopteri, Perciformes, Bovichtidae. Gene Ontology annotation, biological process: regulation of cytokinesis; ciliary basal body organization; negative regulation of centriole elongation.
GAUGAUGAUGGGGAACCCGAGAUUGAAGAAGAAACAUGUUCAUGAUGUAGCCGCACUUUGUUGAUUCCCGGCGACAUUUGAGCGUGUCUAACACUAACAAGAAGAGGAUAUAUCACUGUUUCUCCAUUUUGAAGCUGGGUGACGAGGCUACAUGGUGUGUGUUUCCCCAGUGUGUGGAUGUGUGGAUGUCCUGAAAUGGAAAGCUAUGAGGAGUUCUGUUUGCGGAGUUUGGCCAUACUGCAGGAGGAGGGGAAAUUCAAGAAGACGACAUGUGAGCCACUGUGGUCACCGAAGGCUUUCUCUGUCAUCCACUUCCAUGGGAGGGCUGUGCUUUCGCCUCUGUUGAGUGCAGAGCAGUGCCGUGAGAUGUGUGACCACAGACGAAGAGCCGUUCAGCUGGAGGUGGACAGGCAGAACAAGCAGAGGAACAACCUCAUAGCCCGAGUUCAGGACAUACUGGACCAAGCUCAGGCACAAGUACCAAGUGAAGAUGUUGAAAAGCUGCCAGUUUCUAAAUCUUCCCCAGUCAGUGGCUACACCCUGGUCACUGACUCUCCUGGACUUCCCAGAGACCCUACAUUUGGGCUUCAAACAAGUGAUCAGCCAAGCUUUGAGACCCCUAUCCUCAAUGGCUACAAGACAGUAGAGGAAGUGAUGGUGGAAAUGGAACAGAAGAGUGAAGAGGAAGAGGAGGAGGAGGAGGAGGAGGAGGACAUUAGUUUGGACAGCCUUCUUAAGAGAUCAAGGGAGUAUGUGAAGAGAGAGCAGAGUCAGCAGGGGUCAAAAGUUGUCACCACAGUCACCAGAACUCCUCCGCCGGAGACUGUCUCUGACAAGGAGAACAGGAGCUGCAGUCCCAUGGGGAACACAAAUGUUGAGUUUGGAUUCAGUCUGCACCACAGCCCUAUUGGCCCACCACAGACCCAAAUCCAGCAUCAAACUCUGUACGACCCCAGUCCCCAACAGUAUGGCUGCCGCUCACCUACUCUACCUAACCGAUAUGCACGUCUCCCCUGUCCAGAGUCCAGCAUUAGUCCCCACGCACAGAGACGCAGACCACGCCCAGUUUCUACAGGAAACAUACAUAUUUCGUUUCCCAUUGGCGCAGCAGACCUUAUCCCCUGCAGCCCAGGGAGGUCAGGGGAAGGUGCUAGCAUGGCAGAAUGGGGAGGAGCUCUCUCAGGGGCCAUAAAGUCUCCUGAUCACCGGGGCUCACUGGGGAGUGAAAGUGGUGGUGGUGUUGGCAGUGGCAACAAUCGAUCGAGCCACUGUGGUACCAGUCCAGUGCAGGACGCCUGUAGCCCCGCUAGUGCCUCAGGGUUUAGCCCGAAAGGACACCAUGACUAUCUGGCUGCAGGAUUUCGCCGGCGGUGCCACACUCUGGACAGCCAGCUGCAGAGCUACCACUCUGGAGUUGAACACAUAGACCGCAGCCAGGAAAGGGUUCCUCGCUUCAUGGCAGGAGUUACAUGGAUGGCUUCAGGUUGGCGCACCCCUGCAGCCCCUUUUAACCAGUCAUAUGAGAUAGAUAAUCCCUCGCUAUCUCUGCUAAGGCCCUCUAUCACUUCUGACUUGGGUCAGGUCACACGCAGAAUGGAGCCUAAUGACCCUCAGGGGACAAACAAUGGAAGAAUCACACCAACUGUCCUUAGAAAUGCAGCCGAGACACAGGCCAGCAAGACAGAGGAGACCCAGAGGCGAGCAGAGGAUCUGGAGGACAUGCAAAGGCGUCUGGAGGAGGAGCAUGCCUUGCAGAUGACUCUCCUCCUGGCUGAGCAGGAAAAAGAACAACAGUGCCUCUGUCUGGAGCUCGAGGAGACAGAGAGAAAACUGAAGCAGAAGAGGUGUGUGCGGCCUUUGAGUGCGGAUGCUUGUGGGUGGAAUUGUAGAUCUGUGAGUGACAGCCGUCCUAUUGUGAGCCCCUCCUGCCCGGGACUAAGCCCUGCCCACACACCCUCUGAGCGAUCACCUGGACACAGUAUAGGUUUUCCCAGUCCUGUCAGUUCCAGUGUAUCCUCUCCCUCUGUGCAGCCUUCCGUCUAUCUGUGGGGGCCCACAUGGGCAGUUAGCAAACCUCGAGCGAGGUUAAGUCUGGUCCUGACAGCAGAGCAGCAGAGAGCGUUCUGUCGAAUCGGCGCCAUCAUUCGUGGCUUCCUCACUCGGAGACUGCUCAAAACAGAGAAGAUCAAACACCUGUGCCAGACCAUCAUGGAUACACAAGAGUUCAUCCGUUCAUUCCAGACUGAAGCUCCUCGGAAGAGAGGCUCCUGCUCAGCACAAGAUCGCUCCCUGCAGGAGAGAGUUAGAGCCCAGUUACGUGCAGCCCUUUACGACAUCCAUGACAUCUUCUUUGAAAUACCUCUGGGGGAUCGAUUAGCAUUGCUGCAGCAGGAAAGGGAGCUCCGAGCAGAGAGGAAGCUGCGAGAAAUGGAGAAAGCCAAGUGCCCCAAGGAUAGAGUGGUUCUGUCUGCUGCCACACAGAGGUCUCUGGACAGGAAAAAGAGGUUUGGUGAAUCCCCAGCACAAGCUAGGAAGAUGCAGCAGAAGCCAAAGAGCCCCACUACCAACAGAGUCCUGAAGCCAAGCCAAGGCCAAAAUUCUCCAGGCCAGCUGAACCGCCAGGGGAGCUGGUACAGAAAGACCCCAGAGGAGAGAGUGAGGCGCUCAGACAGCCUGAAGAAGCAGCACUCUCUGGGUUAACAGGUGACUCAACUUCCCCGACCUGUGAGCCUGAAUUUUUAGUCUCUGAAUAGAAACCUCACACCACUGAAACUCCUAUUUGCGCUGCUAAUAUGAUUGUCUAAUCUACCUUCUGAAAUUCAAUUGAUUGUAUUCACUACCACACUUUAGCUCAGUGCUAUACAUCAUCACGAUGCCAUUGUUUUUGACUGUUGUAGCUUGAAAUAGUUUUUAGUGGCAACAACUGAUUGUUAUCCACAAAACACACAUGUAGCUUGAUACUGUGUGUGGAGAAUUUAAUGACAAGGUGGGCACAUUUAACCUUUUAAAGAAAAAAAACAAAAACAAGUAUCUGUACUUAAAUGCAAGCUAGAGGAAGGUCAGUUAAAAGGAAAUAGGUCAACAUUUCCAUCUGUGCCUCAGAACUAUGCCUUUGCUAUCUGUAAUGUUUUAGUGUAUGUAUAUUUACCAGUAGUGUUCAUAAACAUCUAGUGCUUAUAGCUGUAAACAUCAGUUUCAUACUGAAAGUCACAUAAAGUAGUUUCCAUUAGAAAGAGUUUUUAAGUGAGUAUAAUUCAUUCAUUUGAAGUUUUUUUCAAGGGCUUGUACCUCUUUGUGCUUUGUUUCUUUAUUAAAUGGUGCUGAGUUUACUGUACUCUGAGAGAUUCCAGCGCAUCUCAACAUUUGGCUUUAAUCAAUGCCAAAUGUCCAAAAAAAUGUUUUAUUUGUUUACACACUGUUACAUUAAUGCAGCUUCACAGAACAGGAGACGCACAGCAGACACUGAAUAAAACACAGUUAAUGACCUUGUCAAAUGCAUGCUAAAUUCUCUGAAGUUUUCCCUUAUUGUCCACUGCUCAAGAAUAAGGGUCAGACUCUGAAUAAAAUAAUAUUUAUGUGCACAAAUAAUCUAACCUCAUGUUAAAAGAUUGGUACACCCACUUGUUCACUGCAAUACCACAUUGACUUGCUUGUCAGUAGUAUUCAGUUUGUUGAUGUUGUUUGCUGACAUUGCUAUACUCUCUUAAAAAAAAAUGUUUUUUUGUUU